Molecule: messenger RNA, 3469 nt
Organism: Dreissena polymorpha
Lineage: Eukaryota; Metazoa; Mollusca; Bivalvia; Myida; Dreissenidae
Exons: 2
Coding region: 2533-3111 (192 amino acids)
Source: RefSeq, a predicted model, not a curated record
GUAAAUAUGAAGUUGUGUUACGCAUGCUGUGUGCUUUACAAUUGAGACGGUGCUUGUGAGAAAGAUGCGUUUAGAAUGUGUUUAAUUAAUUGAAAAUAAAACAUAAUGAAGAUGUAAAUCUAGUUAAAAUAAAAAAAAUAGCUGUCCGUGCAUUGGGAUAAGGGCAGGAACUCCAAAUGGGCUCCGAUACACAAUGGCCAACCGCUGAAGGUCAUAUAUACCAGUCUGAAGUGUGGAUCGUCAUCCCUGCCAUUGCUGUGAAUACAAAGAUAAGUGAUAUCAUUUUUAAAGGUCAAAGAUGACGUAAGACAGGUACGCUUAAAGAGAUAAUUGUGAUGCGAGAUUGUCGUUGAUUUUCUUUGGUAAGCACUAAUGCUGUUGGUAUGCAGACAGACAACACUGCCCAUUCGACUUGAUUUAUAGAGCUAGGACGUUUUAGCAUCGUUGAGGCUUAAACUCGGGCAAGGCUCCUCAGUUUACAGCGAGGGACACACUUUUUUGCCCGCAAGCGUAAACACACUGACGGGGGUCGAUGGUGCGAAAGCGAGUCCGAGUCAGCGUAAACAGUGUUAAACGCCUUAGCUCUAAAAAUCAAGUCUAAUCGAUAGCGUGUUCGUUCCGUUUUCCAACAGCAAUACUGUUUACCAAAGGCAGUAAGUAAGAUCUUGCGUCAUCUUAUCUCUUUUUUUCUGUGCAGCAGUAUAACGUAAACUCUGAUCUUUUGUUGCAAAUGGACGUAUUCAAAUUUACCUAUAUAUGCUAAUACGUGUUUAUGUUAUUUAUCUGCAACUAAUUUGGAGAAAAAUAUAGCACAUGGUCAUUUGUAACAUUUUUUAACUUUAAUCAAUAUAUUUUGACAAAAAAACUUGCGUCGUAUUCUUUGUCUGUAUCCAAUAUACGUCGUGGUGGUAUCUCUAACAUAUGUUUGUUCAAUAGCUGUCCGUGCAUUGGGAUACUGGCAGGAACUCCAAAUGGGCUCCGAUACACCAUGGCCAACCGCUGAAGGUCAUACAUAUCAGUCUGAAGUGUGGAUCGUCAUCCCUGCCAUUGGAGUAAAUACAAAGAUAAGUGAUAUCAAAAUUAAAGGCCAAUCAUGACGUUAGACAGCUAUGCUUAAAGAGAUAAUUGUGAUAUGCGAUUGUCCUCGACUUUCUUUGGUAAACACUAGUGCUGUUGGUAUGCAGACAGACAACACUGUCCAUUCGACUUGAUUUAUAGAGCUAGGACGUUUUAACAUCGAAGGCUUAAACUCGGGCAAGGCUCCUCAGUUUACAGCGAGGGACACACUUUUUUGCCCGCAAGCGUAAACACACUGACGUGGGUCGAUGGUGCGAAAGCGAGUCCGAGUCAGCGUAAAAAGUGUUAAAACGCCUUAGCUCUGAAAACCAAGUCUAAUCAAUAGCGUGUUCGUUCUGUUUUCCAACAGCAAUACUGUUUACCAAAGGCAGUAAGUAAGGUCUUGCAUCAUUUUAUCUCUAUUUUCAUUGCAGCAGUAUAGCGUUAACUCUGAUCUUUUUGUGCAAAUGGACGUAUCCUAUUUUUUCUAUACAUGCUAAUACGUGUUUAUGUUAUUUAUCUGUUUUCUUCUUUUAUUUGUUUUGUUUAGCUGUACACUUGACGUAAUCUUGUCAUCGCAAGAAACAUGUAAAUAAUGUUAACACGUAAAGACCACAAAUAAUGUUGGGAGAACUUUAAAUCCUAACAUUUUUCAUGUAAGUGAUUUCGCUAUAAAGCUGUGAUAUGUAUAUAUGUCAUUUAUACAUCCUUUAAUGGACAUAUUGACAGCAAAUGCAGAAUCAUGUUUUCAAAUGAUCAUUUAGUUGGCAUUUAUCUUAAGUAAUUGAUUAAAUCAUAUAUCUCGUUUUGUAAUUAUGACAAAACAUAUUUUCUUUCAUAAUAGUCAAACUUCGUUCAACCUUACACUUUGUGGGAACGGGAUAUUGUUGGUAUUGUUCAUGUAUUACGUAGAGAGAAUACAGUACUGUUUUUGCGCGUAAACUGCACGCUUUUAUAGUUUUUGCAUUUAUAUUAGGUGUAAAUACAUUGAUCUGCUUUUUGAUAUGUGUAUUCGGUGGGGUAAGAUAUGGAGGAGGAGAAAAAAAGCGCUUAUUGUUGAUUUUCAAUAAAGUAGCAAUUAAUGUAUUUUAAGGUCAGUCUCCAGUUCGUGUCAGAUCCGGUUCAAUUGCUGGAGAAGUAUGGCGCAACGUUUACGGAUGCAAUGAAGAUUCCUUAAUUUAGCCGUUCCGUGGAGGCUGAACAUCGUUGCAUAUUAAAGAAAUUGUAGCGACUGAAUAAUAUAUUUUUUUAUUUAUGUAUAAGAAACCCCUUUACAUACAAACACACAUGCCUUAUUUGUCCAUGUAUAAUUACUAUUUAUAAGAAAUUACAUUUUGUUAAAUAAACAAGGAAAAAAACGAUUUGCAAGAUGAUGAUGAUUGCGAUGGUGGUUGUGGAAAUGGUGAUGGUGCUGUUGAUUGUGGUUAUUGUGGUGGUGGUGGUGAUGGUCGUGAUGGUGGUUUUGGGUUAAUAGUGAUGAUGGCGGUUAUGAUGGGGAUGAAUGUGAUGGUGGUGGUGAUGAUGGUGUUGAUGGUGUUUGUGAUGGUUGUGGUAAUAGUUCUGAAGGCGUUGGUGAUGGUGUUGGUGGGGAGGAUGAUGGUGGUGGUGGUUAUGGUGGUGGUGAUGAUGAUGGUGUUGGUGAUGGUUACGGUGGUGAUGGUAGUAAUGGUUAAAGUGAUCGUGGUCUUGAUAAUGAUGGUAAUGGUUAUGAUGGUGGUGAAGGGGGCGAUGAUGGUGGUGAUGGUGGUGGAAGUGGUGAGGGGUCAUAGUUGUGGUGUGAUGGUGGUAAUGUUGGUGUUGGUGGUGGUGCUUGAGAUGGUGCAGGUGAUGGUGGAAAUGGUGGUGAUGGUGGAGAUUAUUUGUCAUGUUGUUGCUGAUUGUUGGAUGGCUCUGGUGGUGGUGGUGAUGGUGAUGGCCCAUGUGGCGUAUGUGCGCUUGCGUAGGGGCGGUGGGCUCUACACACUGGGAACUGAGACAAGACGCAAUUGCUUUUUACGACUGACGGACGCGAACAACUUGACUAACCCCUCCACUUCCGCUCCAGACAAAUACUAGUACACAGCACCCACAUACAAUAUACUCAACAUAAGCCACCAGAGAUCACCAUCAUGUCUACGAGGGCACAUAAAGGUCUCAUUGGCCACCGUGCACUGGUCUAUUUGGAUCUAAAAAAUUAUUUGGCGAAUAACCGGACGGCCGGGGUUAAUUUGACCUAAUUUGGCUCCAAAUUAAAUAUUUUCCCAUGUAAGGUUACAGGGGCAGGUCGGUACAUAGAUGUCGCUAAGACAAAGCGACGACCUGUAAAUCAAUGUCUGAUAUGAAAGAGAGAGAUUGCUUCUGAAACAACGUUAUGAUGUUAAUAUGUAUCAAAUAUGUUAAUUUGAUUAUGAUUAUAUUAAAUUAGUGAUUAUAA